GCCGCGCGUCUUCGGCGCCCUCCCGGCGGUGCCCGCGCCCGCGGCGGCGCCGCCCGGAGCCGCCGGCGGCCCUGGCGCUGCCCGCGGCCGCCUCGAGCUGCCCGCGGUCGGCUUCGGCACCUCCUUCUACCCGGAGGACCACGAGCUCGGGCCGGAGGAGGCCGUGGUGUCCGCGGCGGUGGACGCGGCGCUGAGGUCGGGGGUCCGCCUCUUCGACUGCGCCAACCAGUACAGCAGCCAGCCGUUCGUCGGCGCGGCCCUCGAGCGCGCCGUCGCCCAGGGGGUGGUCGCCCGAGAAGACCUGGUGGUCGUUGCGAAGAUCGCCCGCUUCGGCACCGAGGCGGAAGUCAGGGCGGGCGUGCAGACCGCGCUCGCCGAGCUGCGCCUGGACAGCGUGGACGUGCUCAUGCCGCACAUCCCGCCACCGGUUGACUCCUGGAAAUGGUUCGAGGACGAGGUCGACGCAGGCCGCGCUCGCUUCCUCGGGGUCAGCAACUUCGACCAACUGGACGUCGGCGAGCCCGGCAGCGGCGUCCGGGCGCUGCGGGAGCUGCUGCGGGUCGCGAGGAUCCGGCCCGCGGUGCACGAGUUCGAGCUGCACCCGCUGCUGCACGACGAGGCCAUGGUGGAGCUCUGCCGGACCGAGGGCAUCCCGGGUCCUGGCCUACUCGCCCCUGGGUGCGCCGCACAAGGUGGACAAGUACCUGGCGGGGGUGGGGCGGCUCCAGGGUGCCGCGGAGGCCGCGCGGCGCAAGCGGGAGAGCUGUCGGUGCUGCAGCACCCCGGCGUCGAAGCCGUGGCCCGCUACCGCGGGGCAACGCCGGCGCUGACGACGCUGAGGUGGCACGUGCAGCACGGCUUCGUGCCCAUCCCCAAGUCCUGGAACGCGGAGCACAUCGCCGCGAACGGCCCGGCGGCCGUCUGCGCCGAGCAGCUCGGUGCGACGGAGAUGUCCGUGCUGGACGGCAUGCACUCGGACGUCCGCACCGUCGUCCUCUACAAGAAGGGCGCCGCGGGGGAGCUCUGA
Molecule: messenger RNA, 1027 nt
Organism: Prorocentrum cordatum
Lineage: Eukaryota; Dinophyceae; Prorocentrales; Prorocentraceae
Source: the annotation of a GenBank genome assembly